Messenger RNA from Rotaria sordida, 312 nucleotides. Lineage: Eukaryota; Metazoa; Rotifera; Eurotatoria; Philodinida; Philodinidae. The record is from the annotation of a GenBank genome assembly.
AUGAUUCAAUCAUUUACUGAUGCAAAAUAUCAAUUUCGUAAACAUUUACUUGAACAUUUUAAUAGUGGUCUCGUUUGGUCAUUUGGACGUGCACAAUUAUUUCCCACACGAUCAACACAAAAAGAUUUACGUACACUUAUUGAACAUAUGAUUAAUACAACGACAGACAUAGGUAUGAUGACAUCAAUUCGAUAUUUUGCUACACUUCUCGAAUGGAUUAGUUUACAAUGGACAUUUAAUGAUUAUCUUACAAUGCUCUACAAAAAAAAAAUAUUUGUAUUACACGAGAUUUUAUUCUUGAAUCAGAAUUAA